AUUUUCUGUCCCCUCUAGUCUCGAUCCUCACAAGCAACUGCAUCUUCCGAGCUUCUCAUCGCUACUGCAAACAUCUCUCGCCAUCGCAACUGUCCCUAUAACACCUCAAAAUGUACGGACUCAAGUCUCUCUUCAUUGGCGCUACCGCCCUCGUCGCCGCCGCAAGCAGCGUUGCAGCGAUUCCCACCAGCCUCAGCUCUACUGCCAAGGACGUCAAGCCGGGUGACAAGUUUACCGUCACUGUUCACACCAACUCUUACAUCCAGAACUCCGAGGAGUACUACGUCAAGUUCGGCUUGACCCCUACCGGAAAGUACGUCGGCACUGCCCUCGGCGCAAACCUUCUCGAGGGCUACGAUCUCGUAGCCAUCGGCAAGUCCAAGACCGCGCACGGACAAUUCGACCUCUCCCUAACGGUCCCUUCGGAGUUCAGCGGUGCCGCUGGCAACUACACCGUCACCAGCGCCUUCUUCGGCACCGUCGGUGCAUCCGGCGGCCUCUGGACUCACUCGCCCAACACCACCAUCACCAUCGCCAAGUAGAUGCGUGCAAUCACUUCUCGGCUCCAGCGUCCAGCAUCAAUUGAGAUCUCUUGCACCUUACAAUCAUCACAACUGUAUAAUCGCACAUCCUGCAUCCACACCCGUCCCGAACAAUCGAAAGUUUGACUACCUAUGCCUUGUGAUCCGGAUCUAUUUUGAUUGUCGUUUGGCUGGCGAGC
Molecule: messenger RNA, 721 nt
Organism: Ceraceosorus guamensis
Lineage: Eukaryota; Fungi; Basidiomycota; Exobasidiomycetes; Ceraceosorales; Ceraceosoraceae
Exons: 2
Coding region: 111-542 (143 amino acids)
Source: RefSeq, a predicted model, not a curated record